Molecule: messenger RNA, 909 nt
Organism: Lasiodiplodia theobromae
Lineage: Eukaryota; Fungi; Ascomycota; Dothideomycetes; Botryosphaeriales; Botryosphaeriaceae
Product: Short-chain dehydrogenase reductase sdr protein
Exons: 2
Coding region: 1-909 (302 amino acids)
Source: RefSeq, a predicted model, not a curated record
AUGACAGGUGCCAGAGAGCUCACGAAGCGGUACAACUUGCGGCCUCGUCCCCCCGACGCGGCAACCGAUGCCGAGCAUCUCCAGACCACAGCGCCCGCCGCCACCAACGGGAACCACCACAGCAACAAUGGCGGCGCAACAGAAGCCAAUUCCACAGACGCCCACAUGAGCAAGCAUAUCCAGAGGAACAAACGCAACAUCUUCCGUUUCGCCGAUCUCCCGGCCGAGAUUCGCAACGAGAUCUACAACCUGAGCCUCAAAACGGAUUUCCCAAUCGCUCUCUGCACUUUCGACUCGCUCAUCAACGGAGAGCAUAAGCUCAGGCAGAAAAUAUACUCAGAUGGUCCAAAGGCCCUCUUCGUCUUCCUCAGCUCUCAUUCCUCAACCCCCAAGGGAUGGUUACAGGAGUUGACCUUCUCGUACUGGGCCAGCUCACCACCAUACUUCCACGGGUUCCCUCCAUACGAUCAAGGCACAGAGGGACGUGCUUUCCUACUUCCCGCACUCACGGCUCUCAAUGGAGCAGCCAACUUGAAGAACUUUCACUUGGAAUUUUCCAUUGAGAGGAUUCAAAAUCAAUACUGGACUUCGAGGAGGACUGCAAUGCGCCUUUACAGUUUCAUGCACUUUUGGCUACAUGCUCUCAGCAAGGAGAAGAGUAGCAUCUCACGGGCUGUAGAGCUGAUUGACGUCAAGAUCGUCGAUUUGUCUUACGAUGAAUUCAAAGCCAGGGAUGACCAGUGGAGCUUUCCGGGAUAUGCAAAGCACGUGGACAAGAGUGGUCUCAGAACUUCGAUGCUGCGUGAGCAUUUGGUGCAGUGCAUGGAUGGUCGGCUCACACGGCAGAUGUUGUCUGAACUUGAUCCUAUUAGACCUGAGAGGGAUCUAAUCUUCCACGACAGUGUUUGA